Molecule: messenger RNA, 5126 nt
Organism: Acanthochromis polyacanthus (spiny chromis)
Lineage: Eukaryota; Metazoa; Chordata; Actinopteri; Pomacentridae
Product: matrix metalloproteinase-15-like
Exons: 10
Coding region: 724-2874 (716 amino acids)
Biological process (GO): proteolysis; extracellular matrix organization; collagen catabolic process
Cellular component (GO): extracellular matrix
Molecular function (GO): metalloendopeptidase activity; zinc ion binding
Source: RefSeq, a predicted model, not a curated record
AGCAGCAGAUGGCACACUGACCAUGGACGUCUGUGGCCUGAUGUGGGUCAGGUUUAUGAGGAGGAAGGAGGCCCUCUUCGUAGGAAAUCAUUGAGAAAUCUUUUUUAUCACACAUACAGCUGCUUGAUGGGCUCUACAGUAUUUGGUCAUCGCGUUUCUGCUCGCUGUUAAAAAUCGAAACUUGUGCAAAACCCUGCAAAAGAAAUCCGAUCGCUUUGCCCAGGUCAGAGUUUUGCGUGCGCCUUUUUUGUUUCCACCAGCAACUUUUUUUUAUCUGCCUUUCAUGCACUGAUCACUGCAUUUGGACGCGUGGGUUCGCGUGGAAAGGGACUUCGUUGCAGGACUUCUGUCUUAAAUCUGCUGCUGCUAAUCGGCCAUUGCGGCCGUCGGAAAGGGGGCAAGGACUUCUUCAUUUGCUGCUGCGAUCACAGACAGAACCAGCCGUGUGAACGCUUGGAUGAGCCAUGAGGCUGCUGCAGGUCACAUCGGACUGCCUGCCAACCGGAAUGGAUUAGUGUCACUUUGUUUUCCUGCAGAGUUUGUAAACUUCUCGAGGUUUUUCGAUGUCAAAGAUGACCAAAUAGCUCACUUGCUGAGAGUUUUUGAUUACAUGAAAUAGAAGAAGAGGAGAGUAAAGAGGGUUUUUUUUUUGUCACCUUCAUCCUCAUCACUCCACAAGUGUUUUGCGACCAUCCGGGCUCCACAGGCAGCAGAUCAGAAACGAUGGCAUCUCCACAGCCCUGGACACAGAUCAUCAUCACAUCAGCCUCUUUAUUCUCCCUGAUCCUGUGCAGCACCGUGGCUGAUGUCCCUGAGGAAGACGGCUUCAGUGCUGAGUCAUGGCUUCGGAAGUUCGGCUACCUGUCUCAGGUGAGCCGACAGAUGUCCACCAUGCAGUCGGCUCAGAUUCUGUCCAAAGCCAUCAGCGACAUGCAGCGUUUCUAUGGGCUGGAGGUGACUGGUGAGAUGGACGCUGCUACUGUUGCGGCCAUGCAUCGGCCUCGCUGUGGCCUCCCGGACAGAAACGCAGAUGAACUGGUUGAUGGAGUGAGAAAAAAACGCUAUGCUCUCACCGGACAGCAGUGGGACAACGACCACAUCACUUACAGUAUAAUGAACCAACACAUCCCCUCCUCGCUGGGAGAAGAGCGGACGUAUGACGCCAUCCAAAAGGCCUUUGACGUGUGGAAACGGGCCACGCCACUCACCUUUGAGGAGCUACCGGCUGAAAACAGCAUCAAUGGUAGCCAGGCACAGCUCGCCGACAUCCUACUGCUGUUUGCCUCUGGUUUCCAUGGUGAUAUGUCAUUGUUUGAUGGCGAGGGAGGGUCGUUGGCCCACGCCUACUAUCCUGGACCAGGAAUAGGCGGGGAUACGCACUUUGAUGCAGAUGAACCUUGGACACUUGGUAAUGAAAACCCAGAAGGUAUCGACCUCUUCCUCGUUGCUGUACAUGAGCUAGGUCACGCUCUGGGUCUGGAACACUCAGAUAACCCCAGCGCCACAAUGGCUCCUUUCUACCAGUGGACUCACACGAAAAACUUCACACUGCAUGAAGACGACAUCAAAGGAAUACAAUACAUUUAUGGUCCUCCUCUCUCCACCCAUCCUCCACCCACUUCUCCUCCUGCCCUUGACGACGAGCCCAACGAUGACUCCCCCACCUCUCCCUCUCUUCCUGAGGAUGAAUCCACCUCCUUUUCUCCCACUGACCCCCCACCCAAAUUGCCCAGCCCAGAUCCUCCAGGCCAACCUUUGCCGAGCCCCAGCCCUACCUCUCCUCCCACCCCCUCCACCUCCACUCCCAUUGACUCUCAGCCCGAGCCAGAACCCGUCACACCGACGGUCAGAAAAGACGUCCCCGCUCGUCCGCCUCCUCCCAGACCUCCAGCUGCCCCUCGGCCUCCCAAGCUGCCGGGCAGCCAGCCCCCCAACAUCUGUGACGGGGACUUUGACACGGUGACCAUGCUGAGGGGGGAGAUGUUUGUUUUCAAGGGUCGCUGGUUCUGGCGGGUGCGGAGGAACCGUGUCCUGGAUAACUACCCCAUGCCAAUUUCCGUCUUCUGGAUCGGUCUCCCCAGUGACAUUGACGCAGCCUACGAACGCCACGAUGGCAAAUUUGUCUUUUUCAAAGAUGAUAGAUACUGGGUGUUCAGGGAGGCCGAUGUGCUGCCAGGGUAUCCACAGCCCUUAUAUCAGUACGGACAAGGAGUUCCUGCACACAAGAUCGACACAGCUAUCUGGUGGGAGCCCAAUGGAUACACAUACUUCUUUUCAGGAGACAGGUACUGGAGGUACAAUGAGGAGACACGCACUACAGACCGCGACUUCCCCAAGCCAAUCAGCAGAUGGGGCAAGAUUCCCGACUCCCCAAAAGGAGCCUUCCUCAGCGAUGACGGUGCUUACACCUAUUUCUACAAAGGCACCAAUUACUGGAGGUUUGACAACCGCAAAAUAGAAGCGGACAAAGGCUAUCCUCGCUCCAUCCUGAAGGAUUUCAUGGGCUGUGUGGGAGUCCCUGACCCGAAGCCCGACUCAGACACGGAGCAAGAACAGGUGGACAAACCAGUCAACCCUUCAGACAGAGGCAAAGAUGAGCAUAAAGAGCCGGACAGGGGCCAGGACAAAAACACAGAGGAAGGCAAAACCACUAAACCCGACGGCACAGGGGAAGACGAGGACAAUGAGGUGAACGUGGUGGUGACGGUGGCCGACAACGAAUCAAAAAUCAUGACCCUGAUCAUGGUGACCGUUCCUCUGGUGCUCAUCCUGUGCAUCCUGGUCCUAAUCUACGCCAUCCUCAGGACUCUGCAGAACAAAGAGACACCGAGGGCCUUGGUGCACUGCAAGCGCUCGCUGCAGGACUGGGUGUGAUGCACAGAAUUAGGCGCAAUAGAACGGGUAUUCAUCAUUUGUCUGGCGCAGUCACUGCCGUCAAAUUUUUCACCCAUGGCGCAGGUGGGGAAAGAGACUUUGACACAGUGCUACAGUUUCAGAAAGCUGAUGAUGAGUUACCUCAAUGUUUAGAGCCCCGUUGUUCAUUGUGAGAACUUUUAUUGCUCGUGAAAUGAUAAAAAAAUCUGCGCCUGUGGAACAACAGUUUCCCUCAUUCUGGCCUUGAAUUCAGCUCCGGCGGGAGUUUUUCUCCUGCACCUAUCUCUGUGCCUUCCAAAUGUCUAAAAAAGUACCUCUGUUUGUGAAAAAAAAACAUGCUUAUUUCCAUUUCAACUUUAAAAAAGGAUGAUUCAUUCACCUUGGGUGUACGUGACACAUUUCUGUUUCCAGUUGUAAUUGGGCAGAAGAGGGACAAUCCCGUGAUUUAUUUGUAGAAAAUGCAGACGACGUCAAUCGAGCACAUACAUGAUGCAGAAGCACACAUGCUGUACAUAUGCAAGAACAUGAGUGCUUACCACUAUUAAAACAAAUGCGUUAAUAGGAACAAACCUUCCAUUAACUGAGGUGCUUUAACCAACCUUGACAUUUUUCUUUCUGUUCAAAACAGGUAAUUUGCACUUUGGAUUUAGUUUUUGUGACCUAACCUUUUUGUUUUUUGCUGAUGUAGCAGUGAUGUUUAUGCUUAUUAAACAAACACAAGCAGGCAAAGCUCCGACCAGCGCAGGAAUGUCAGACAGCUGCGUGUCCACGACUGCCCGUCUCCCACUGAGCCCAUUAUGUCUGCCCUCUUUCCCUCUCACGCAUGUUCCACUGUCACAUGAUCUCAAAAAAUCCCCUAUCUGCACUCAUUUGUGCAUGCAAGCCCACAUAUGCAGACACACAUAGAGACCACUUACCCAUACAAAGGCACAUAGAGUAUUUGCACACAGACACACAGGCUCCAGCCUCCCCUCCUGCCACCACAGCCAUGGUAACUGUUCAGACUCUACCACUAAAAACACAAUCCCAGCGGAGGCAUAUUGAUAUACGACUGGUGCCCGGGGCUGGGAUUCAUUCACUUUUUUUCUUUUUUCUUUUUACAAAAAUCAGUAAGUGUUGUGGUAUUUUUACAAAUUCCGCAACCUGUGAAAACGUAGCAAUGUCGUCCUUUCUUCCUCUGAAUCUCCUCUCUCUUUUUUUCAUGCUAAAUGUAAAUAGAGUUGAGGCUAAUUAAGUCUCUGAGGGGGAAGCCUGCAGGCUCGAGGAGAAUGGGUUGGGGUCUGGUUUCCAUUAAGCCCACAUGUUGCUGAUUUAGUAGUGUCAGGCAUGAGAGGAGGGAGGAGAGGGGAGAGUUGGGAAAAAUGCAAAAAGUCGGAGUUUUUAAAAAAAAAGUGUCGGUGGUCGUGAGUAAGGAGAAAUGAGAGAGAAGGGAAGAUGUGUAGGGAAAGAAAGAAACCGGAGGAGGUCGAGGUAGAGGUGGGGAGAGGGAGGGCUCUGUCAGCAUUUCCUUUCCAGUUUUGUGUGGAAAAGGAGGAGCGAGGGGAAGGAAGGAAGGAGAAAGAGAGGUUGGAAGGAUUUUUAGGAGGGGCAAUGCUGGCGUUGCGCCUCUUGACCUACAUUGGGCCACUGAGUCCACUUCUCCUUUGCAGCUCCUCUUGUUUUUGCUUUGUGCGAUGAGCUGGAGGUGACUUAUUCUCCCUCUUACCUUCCUCCUAUGUUUUUAUCUCUGCUUUCCCUUCUCCUUCUUUUUGUUUUUCAUUAUUAGUCUGUCUUUUUCCUUUUGUUUUCUGUUUCAUUGCUGCACCUUACUGCAUUUCUGUGUUCCCACAUGUAUUCAUUUUCUCCCCCUCUCUUCUGGAAAGUCUUCUCAAGCAUUUCAAAGAUAAUUCACAGAAACAUCUGCAGGAUGUGAUGUGAUCUUGUCUCGCUCUGUGUUUCUCUGUUUUCUGUCAGACUGUGUAAAGCCACUAUCAACAAGUUGGAUUUGUGCCUUUUUUCUCUGAAUACUAAGCAGAUUUUUUUUUUACUAUAAAAGCAUGAGGGAAAGUUUUUACAACCUAUUUCUUACCUUUCUCACUCUACUUAUAGUUUGUAGUUUUGUACAUUUUCUUGUUCAGGUUUUCUGUAAGAACAACAGUAGAUUAUUAUGAUGAUGUUGAUGCAUGCAGGGCAUGUUCUGUAAGGCCUGUGCACUCCUGUGUAGAGUACAAUAAAGGUUUCACAAUAAAACUGUAAGGUAAAAAGCAACAUAA